AUGGAGGUGUACGAGAAUGGCGAGGAUGAGAACCCCAUCCUAAACCCAGGAUCAGACGCCAACCUGCUUGAAGGGGACAUUUUGAUUCCAGAAGAAAGGAAUGCUUUGGCUGACAAAAGAUACAGAUGGAAAUUUCCAAUUCCUUACAUUCUGGGUGAUGAUUUGGAUCUGAACGCCAAAGGCUGCGUCCAUCAGGCUUUCGAAAUGUAUCGCCUGAAGUCUUGUGUUGACUUCAAGCCUUACGAAGGAGAGAAAACAUUCAUCAAGUUUGAAAAGAGAGGAGGGUGUUUCUCCAACGUUGGUGACCAGCAGACCGGCCAGAUUCUGUCUUUGGGGUCAGGCUGUGAUCACAAGGCAGUGAUUGAACAUGAGCUGCUCCACGCUCUGGGAUUCUACCAUGAACAGUCCCGCACAGACAGGGAUGACUAUGUCGACAUCUGGCUGGAUCAGGUCACACCGGGACUUCAACACAACUUCAACAAGUACAACGACGACUACAUCACCGACCAAAACACGGCGUACGACUACGAGUCCGUCAUGCAUUACAGGCCCUUCUCCUUCAAUCAGAACGACCUCCCCACCAUCACCACCAAAAUCCCAGAGUUCUACAACAUCAUUGGCCAGUACCUCGACUUCAGCAAGAUGGACACCUUCAGGCUCAACCGGAUGUACAACUGCUCUGGUCCUCUCACCCUGCUGGACCAGUGUGCCUUUGAGUACGCCAGCAUCUGCGGGAUGAUCCAGGCCACCUCUGAUGACGCCGACUGGGUUCAUACUAAGAGCAGUGUGGGUACAGAGGAUCACACACUCCUGGGACAAUGCAAAGAUGCUGGCUACUUCAUGCACUUCAGCACCAUGACUGGGAACCCUAAUGAGUCUGCACUGCUGGAAUCGCGAACUCUCUACCCAAAGAGGAGGCUUCAGUGUCUGCAGUUCUUCUACAAGAUGACCGGGAGCUCCAAGGACAGGCUGGUGAUCUGGGUCAAGACGGACGAUGGCACAGGCACCAUUCGUAGAAUGAAGAAGAUACACACCUUUUAUGGGGAUUCCGACCACACGUGGAAGAUCACCCACGUCCCAAUGGAGGUAGGGGAAAAAUUCCGCUAUGCUUUCCAAGCUGUGCGCAACGAUCCCUCCGCAUCCGCCGGUGGCAUCUACAUCGACGACAUCAGCCUGACCGAGACACGCUGCCCCAACGCUGCGUGGACGAUCCAGAACUUCUCCAAGAUCAUGGAAACGGCCGACAGAGACACGGUUAUCGACAGCCCUCGUUUCUACAGCCCUGAGGGCUACGGUUACGGUGUUCGUAUCAUGCCGUUGUCGAGUCACACUGAUUACACGGGCAACUACACUGGGCUGUACUUCCACCUGGUCAGCGGGGAGAAUGAUGCGGUGAUGCAGUGGCCGGCCAUAAACAGACAGGCCACCUUGGUGGUGAUGGACCAAGACCCAGACAUCAAGCUGAGGAUGUCCACCGCUCGCAGCCUCACCACUGAUAUGAGGCAGACGUCAGAUGGAAAGUUGUUUUGGGACAAUCCCUCCAAGGUGGGGACGGAUGACCCUUCCUGUGAAUGCUACAGAGGCCAAUCAUGGGGCUGGAGUAACUUCAUCAAGCACUUUGACCUCAGGCGGCGCAAUUACCUCAAGAACGACGACCUCAUCAUCUUCAUUGACUUCGAGGAUAUAACAUCACUGAUCAAAACAGAAGUUCCCAUUGAUCCCAAGGAGUAAGGUCACACAGGAUUUGAUAUCAUGAUUAACUGGAGAUGCAACAUAUGCGGCUGAGAAGAACCACCUAUGAAGAUAAAGAAAGGAUGGAAGAUUACUGCUGUGACACAAUAAAGUUAUAUUUGGUACAUAAUCUAUAAUUAAUAGUUAAAAUACUGUAUUUACAUAAAAAGCUUUUGAUGAACGUCAUCAUUUUGAACAACAAAGUUCUUUCGCAUUGAACUGUUGUCCUAUUAAAAGCUAUUAAAUGAAGCUA
Sebastes umbrosus (honeycomb rockfish) is the source of this 1984-nucleotide messenger RNA. It is a transcript of the gene mep1a.1, whose product is annotated as meprin A, alpha (PABA peptide hydrolase), tandem duplicate 1. Gene Ontology annotation, cellular component: membrane. Gene Ontology annotation, molecular function: zinc ion binding; protein binding; metalloendopeptidase activity. Gene Ontology annotation, biological process: proteolysis. The coding region runs from base 1 to 1731 and encodes 576 amino acids. NCBI's taxonomy places the organism in Eukaryota, Metazoa, Chordata, Actinopteri, Perciformes, Sebastidae. The transcript has 13 exons. The record is from RefSeq and is a predicted model, not a curated record.